Messenger RNA from Frankliniella occidentalis (western flower thrips), 515 nucleotides. RefSeq lists its product as uncharacterized. The transcript is spliced from 3 exons. The coding region runs from base 109 to 453 and encodes 114 amino acids. The record is from RefSeq and is a predicted model, not a curated record. Lineage: Eukaryota; Metazoa; Arthropoda; Insecta; Thysanoptera; Thripidae.
AAUCUGCUCUUGCGACAGAGUGAGCGAUAAUUGUCAGAAGAACACCCGCUUAUAAAACCAUCUGUUCCCUUGCCAAAGACAUCAGAACCUGACUGUCUCAUAGCAGAAAUGGCCACCAAAACCGUCGUUCUCUUCGCUGCAGUCGUGCUAGCCUGUUUGAGCGUCGCCGUGGCUGGCCCGCAAAAUAGACAGCUCAACGCAUGCAGCAGCAGGACGCUCGGCUACCUCAAGCAGCAAAUUCAAAUCUGCUGUAGGAGCGUCCCCUCUCAGCAGUACUUCAACCCCGGCUUUGUGUGCGGCAACGAAGUCACCUCCUCGCUGGAGAGAGACUCAUCCUGCUCCCUGCAACGCGCCCCGGAAGUGCUGGGCCGCUGUCUUCAAAGGCACUACCUCCAGGGCGACGCGGCCACGGCCUGCCUCAAGAAAGCGCUCGACAACGGAGUCUGUUGUUAACCACAAUGUUGCACAAUUGUGAAAAUUAAAUAUAAACGGUAUAAAGUAAAUCAGAAAACCCA